AUGACCAUGACCUGGAGAUUUGAUGAGAUCACUCUUGGCAAAUGGUGGCGGACACAAUCGAGCCUUGGGCCUCCUGGGCUGCAGACCGACCUGAGUGCUCAAGGAGCUGGAAUCUUCCACACCUUGGAGAGAAUGAAGAACCAGGCUGGUGGGCAGCUCAGUCUGCAGCAAGUGAACAAGAAGUGGCUUCUCCCGGCCUCCUGCAGCUUCUUCUUCCUGCUCUCUGGGCUCAUGGCUGGCUGUUUCCUCUGGCAGUUCCACCUCCCCAAGCUGAAGAUGGCUUCCUUGGGACCAGACGUAACCUCUGCCCCUGUGGGGAUGUGUGCCCAGCACCCGGAGCUUGUGCCCCUGGCCCACCCUGUCCCUGUGGACAGGAUUCUGCGCCAGGCGUCGGCACCUGGCCUGGCCGCCACGUCUGCAGCUGUCAUCCACAAUGACACGGUGCUCUGGACCGGGAACUUUGGGAGGAAGAACAGCUCAGACCCUGCUUCUGGGCCCCCCAGUGAGUACACAUGGGGUAGUGGGGCCCCUGCAAUUUGCAGGAUCUCCAGGCUCUCCAAGAUCUUCCCUGUGCUCAUGCUGUCCUGGCUGUGGGAGGAGGGCCUCAUGGUCUCCCUGGACGGCCCCCUGGAGUAGUAUGCCACACCUUCAUUGUUCAUGCCAGGUGAGGGCCUGGCAUCUGUCCUUCAACCACACAGCAUGAUGGGUGGUCUGGAGGAGGUGGGCCCGGCCCUGAGGCCUUCACCAGUGACCCUCCACAGGAUGGCCAGCCAGCUUGCAGGGCUGUCCAGAAGGCUUCGCUCCACCUCGCUGCUGUGGAAGGGCAGCACCCAGGAGGCUCUGCACCUGCUCAAGGAUGACAUGCUGGUAGUGAACCCUAGGACCAGGAGCCAUUACGGCACGCUGGCUUUCUCCCUUUGGCCUGUGUCCUGGCUGCCCACCCCCCGGCGUGACUACCAGCGCUGGAUCUCCGAGAACGUGCUAGAGUCUCUGGGGAUGGCGGACACGUGCUUCGACCUCCAGCCCCUCGUGCACACCCGGCUGCCUGCGGGUUUCCAAGGCAGUGGCCGGCCCGUGCCGCUCUAUGACCCGGGCCGGUGCCGCCCUUCGGGUCAGAUGUACUCUGCUCCACGCCUGGCCAAGUUGGCCAUCGCGCUCCUGGGCGGCGCGCCCCAGCGGCUCCUGCGGCCCGAAGCGGCCAUAACGCUGCGGGCGCCGCUGCUGGCCGGUCCUGGCACCUACUUCGCCAAGGAGACCUGCACGCCCUAGUUCCACGCGCAGCGGGGCUAUCUCACGGUCCGCACAGACGGCGGCCUGGACAGCUACGCUGCCUCCGUCUCGCCGGUGCCGCCGCUGCGUCUGGGCCUCGCGCCGCUCCUGGCUGGGGCGCGGCCACCCGGGGCCCAGCACGGGCAGCACGUCAACUUCUAUCCCCUGGACAGCACCUACCCGGUGCUGCAGCCGUGGCACAAGCCCGUAUUUAAGACCCAGUGA
Messenger RNA from Condylura cristata (star-nosed mole), 1494 nucleotides. RefSeq names its product lactamase, beta-like 1 (gene LACTBL1). NCBI's taxonomy places the organism in Eukaryota, Metazoa, Chordata, Mammalia, Eulipotyphla, Talpidae. The record is from RefSeq and is a predicted model, not a curated record.